Molecule: messenger RNA, 1122 nt
Organism: Hermetia illucens (black soldier fly)
Lineage: Eukaryota; Metazoa; Arthropoda; Insecta; Diptera; Stratiomyidae
Exons: 6
Coding region: 116-862 (248 amino acids)
Cellular component (GO): extracellular region
Molecular function (GO): hormone activity
Source: RefSeq, a predicted model, not a curated record
GUGAAUGUUAACCCUUGCGAGUAUAAAUUAGGGAGCAUUCUUCGAAAGGGCAUCAAACGUUCUCAGUUCUUCUAACGUGUUACAACCUACCAAGAAAACAAACAGUUUGAACAAAAUGGCCCUACCAACAUUCAGUGCUGUGCAAAAAGUUGUCUUCAUCACCGUCGUCUUGGCCAUCAUCUUCGCCCCAUGUGAAUCCGAAUCUCAAAAGCUCUGUGGCAGCAAACUCACCGACGCCCUCAAGUUGGUGUGCCGAAAUAAAUACAACAUGGUCGGAAAGAAAUCAGUCACCAUCAGCGACUACUACGAUGACGAUGCCUACAACUUCGACAGCUUCGACACCAUGCCCUUCCUCAACAAACUCUACGCAGGAGUCAUCUCACCAAAUGUCAGGCGAAUCAGGCAAGGAAUCGUCAACGAGUGCUGCAAGAAGCCAUGCAGCCUCACCGAGUUGUCUGCGUACUGCUACACAGGAAACUCGUUGCAGCCAUUGAAAUGUAAAAUGGCUCUAUCUUUCAACUGUUCCCUCCAUGCGUUACUUAUCAUUGGAUUAAUUGCAAUUCUCGCAACGGAGGCUACCAGCAAAAGGUUUUGUGGACGUGAGCUUGCUGACACACUGAGAACACUUUGCAAAAACAAUUACAAUGGAUUCGGAAGAUUAACAGCGCCUCUCCAGGGAAGCUACAAUGCGCAAAUUGAGGACCAUAGUGUCUACGAGUACCAAUCAAUACCUUUCAUAUCAAAAUUGACGGGUGGAGUGCUAUCACCACGAGUUCGGCGGAAACGACACGGGGUGUCUGAUGAAUGCUGCAAGAAGCCAUGCACCUAUAAGGAGCUUUCCAACUACUGUUAUGGGCCAUAGUGGACCGUCGUUGUACACACGAUCUCAUCGAAUAAAUCACUAAAAGUAGUUUUACGAAACCAAUAAAUUUCACCCUUUUGUAUUAUUGUCAUCUGAAUUAGGGCGGCUUUGCGAUUAUAUAAAUAUAUCCUAGAGAUUCCUAUGUAAAUUAUUACUGAUUAGGUUUUUUUAUCCUUUUAUUUAUUGUAUACUCGCAUGACAAUUAUAUUAUUGAUAGGUAUGUAUUCUAUGUUUAGCAAUGUAAUAAAAGAUGUUAAAAA